AUGUCAGACGACACCUUCUCAUGCCGCAUCACACGUGACCUCGGCGUCUUUGAUUUCUUUCGCAGCCGCACGUUUUCUCUGGGUCAUCGUAAGUCCCGUAGCACGUCUCAUCCGUCCUCUAGAACAUCCGCUAGCCAGUCUAAGCCAAUGGGCCACUUGUUUGCGGCGUCCGCAUCGAUGCCACCGCCUGCUUCGGAUUCUGAGUCAUCUGAAUCCUCUCAUGCCACCCCGUCGGCUUCUUCUGCUGCUCCGCUUCCUUUGCUGACUUCUCUGGACUCGGUGGACACCACGGCGUCGGUCGAGUCGUUCAGCAAUGACCAUCUGAGCGACGAUGAUAGCGACAGUAGCUCAGACGAAGACAUUGGCUCUGCAUCUACUGAACGAAUGAGCAGUGGUAGCGUUGGAAGCGCAAUUACCAAGUACGAGGUGGUACGCGAGCUCGGACGCGGCGCGACGGCAGUUGUCCAGUUAGGCCGACUGCGUGGCGGAGAUGACUUGGUCGCGCUGAAGGUAUUCAAGACAUCAUUGCUCAAGAAGAUGCGAGAUGUGAGACGUGUGGGUAGACGCAUGGUGGUGUCUACUGCGCUGGACAAGGUGCAAGUGGAGAUUGCUAUUAUGAAGAAAUUGCACCAUCCGAAUUUGUUGAAUCUAUUGGAAGUGUUUGACGACGACUCCGAUACGCUGGUGCUCAUGUUGGAGUAUGCACCGUUAGGCCAGGUGAUGCAAUGGUACCCUGAAGAGAGACUUUACAAGAAGGCUGACAGCAAGGAGGAAAACACGUGCUUUAGUGAAGAGGAACUACGCUUGUGUGUGCGACAGCUUCUCUUGGGACUCGAGUACCUACAUGAGAAUAACAUUUGCCAUCGUGAUUUGAAGCCCGAGAACAUUUUAAUUGGCCAGGAUGGUACAUACAAGAUUGCCGACUUUGGUGUUGCACACUUUUUUGAAGAAGACGGCAAGGACUCUAAGGCCAACGUUACUGGCAAGGCAGCAUCUUUGAUAGCAAAGCCACAGAGGAAGGGAUAUGUCUCGACAACAGCAGGUACGUACGCGUUUAUGGCUCCAGAGACACUCAAGGGUGGCGAAUACAGCGCCUAUGCGGCUGAUAUUUGGGCACUGGGCAUUACGGUCUACGCUUUAGCCUUUGGCACGAUCCCGUUCUAUUCUCCCGACGUAAUGACGUUGUUUGAGAUGAUUGAGAAUGACUCGGUCGAUUUCGACAACCGGGUCGAGAAAACUGACAAAGGUGACGGUUUGAUUGAGCUGCUCCACGGUCUGUUGGAGAAGGACCCCGAGAAACGCUGGUCAUUGCAAAAGUGCAAGGAACACUCGUGGGUGCUGGAUGGUUUGUCCGAUGAGGAGAAGCAGCAAUAUGUGGAGACGAGCUACGUGGCCGUAACGGUUGGACCAGAGGAUUUAGCGUGUGCCGUGACGCGUGUGACAUCGUUAAAUAUCAUUUUGCGAGUAAAGCUUGGUGCGAGUAAGUGGAAGCGUAAAGCGAUGCAAUCACUGGAGGAGCGACGGCGUUCUUUGAAUGAUGACAGCGAGUCUCCAUCUUCACGAUUUUUAAGUGUGAGUUUGGUCGACUCUAUUGAGUCUGAGACGAAGCAUUUGAUUGAAUCUACAGAAUUUGUAGGCAAUCAAGUCAAGAUUUAA
This is a messenger RNA of Peronospora belbahrii, 1656 nucleotides long. The record is from the annotation of a GenBank genome assembly. NCBI's taxonomy places the organism in Eukaryota, Oomycota, Peronosporomycetes, Peronosporales, Peronosporaceae.